Messenger RNA from Oldenlandia corymbosa var. corymbosa, 1491 nucleotides. The record is from the annotation of a GenBank genome assembly. NCBI's taxonomy places the organism in Eukaryota, Viridiplantae, Streptophyta, Magnoliopsida, Gentianales, Rubiaceae.
AUGAGAUUUAGAUUUCUGAAAAAUUCCAUCCCAAUUCACGGAAUUUUGAUUUCGAGAAACAGCUACCGGAACCACCUUUCUCCGGCGAAUGCCGUUCUGUGCCCUCCUCAGUCGCUCCCUUACUUUGAAGACCCUAGCUCCCGAAUUUCUAGGCGGUGGCAUGUCGGCCACUCCCACCACCAUCAUGAUCACCACGGGGACUUCAGCUCCGGCUCGGAAGGGGAAAAGAUUUUCCGGCUCGGACUUGGCGCCGAUGUUGGUUUAGCUGCCGGGAAAGCGUUGACUGGCUAUCUCUCUGGUAGCACUGCCAUUAUUGCCGAUGCUGCACAUUCUAUCUCCGACGUGGUGCUCAGUGGUGUGGCCUUAUGGUCAUAUAAAGCUGCGAGGAUCCCCAAGGACAAAGAACACCCAUAUGGUCACGGUAAAUUUGAGACACUUGGAGCCCUCGGAAUUUCGGGUAUGCUUUUGCUUACAGCUGGAGGCAUCGCAUGGCAUGCUGUGGACGUGUUACUGGGAGUAUGGUCAGCUGGUCCUGACUUAAUUAAUCACUCCUUGGCUCAUGAACAUAUGCAUGGACAUGAUAAUGGUGGACACCACCAUGGAAUUGACAUGGCUCAUCCUGUCCUAGCUCUGAGUGUGACUACAAUUUCUAUAGCUGUGAAAGAAGGACUAUAUUGGAUUACCAGAAGAGCUGGUGAGAGGGCAGGCAGUGGACUGAUGAAAGCCAAUGCUUGGCAUCAUCGUGCAGAUGCUGUUUCAUCAGUUGUUGCUCUGAUAGGGGUUGGAGGUUCUAUUCUUGGAGUGAGGUUCUUCGAUCCUUUGGCAGGACUAGUUGUAUCUGGGAUGAUACUGAAAGCCGGGCUUGAUACUGGUUAUCAGAGCAUUCUUGAGUUGGUGGAUGCUGCUGUUCCAUCACAACUUAUGGAACCUUACAAACAUACAAUUCUACAGGUUGAGGGGGUUAAGGGGUGCAACCAUUUGAGAGGACGCCGGGCUGGUUCUUUUUUGUAUCUUGAUGUAAAUGUGGAGGUGGAUCCUUUUUCCAGCGUCAGUGCUGCGCAUGAUGUUGGUGAAAAUGUCCGUCGCAGUAUACAGCAGUUUCAUCCUGAGAUUGCUGAAGUUUUUAUACAUAUUGAUCCUGCGAUGUCUGAAAUUUCACCUGUCCCUGGUGCGACAGAAAUUGAGAACUCUGAUCGGAAAGGUAAUGGAGACACUUCUUUGGAUGGAUUGGACGUAGAGGAAAUGGUGCGCAAUACAUUGUCUUCAAACUUUUCAGAGAAAUUGGCUGUUCAACACAUAACCCGUCACCAGUUGCAAGGCCAUAUUUUACUGCAGGUCGAGGUUUCUAUGCAUCCAGAUAUGUUGCUUAGGGAUGCUAUCAAAGUUGCAGAAGAGGCUAAAGAGCACAUUUUGGAGAUAGUACCAGACCAUGUCAGUAUCUCCAUGCAGUUACAACUAGGGGACACAACUCCACCAUUACAUCACGAAUGA